UCUCUUGAUAGAGGUGGCCUCAGCAACAUGCUGUUUCAGUGCUCACUACCUGAUACCAUUGAGACAGUUGCAGAUGAACCACGGAAAGUUCUCCUGCGCUUAUAUGGUGCGAUCUUGCAGAUGAGGUCCUGUAAUAAAGGAGAGUCUGUACAGUCUCAGAAGGAAAAUGACUUGCAAGGGGCAGAAGCCAUGGUUCUGGAAAGUGUUAUGUUUGCCAUUCUUGCAGAGAGAGCUCUUGGCCCAAAGCUGUAUGGAAUCUUUCCGCAAGGGCGACUGGAGGAAUUCAUUCCCAGCAGGAAACUAAGUACUGAAGAGCUAAGCUUACCUGACAUAUCUGCUGAAAUAGCUGAGAAGAUGGCUAGAUUUCAUGGCAUGAAAAUGCCGUUUAAUAAAGAACCUAAGUGGCUUUUUGGAACAAUGGAAAAAUAUCUAAAUCAAGUGCUGAGGAUUAAAUUUACCAGAGAAUGCAGAACUAAACAACUGAACAAACUCCUCAGUUACAAUCUCCCCCAGGAAAUGAAAAAUCUAAGAGCUAUGCUUGAAGCUACUUCAUCACCAGUCGUAUUUUGCCACAACGACUGUCAAGAAGGUAAUGUCUUGCUUCUGGAAGGCAGAGAGAAUUCAGAAAACCAAAAGCUGAUGCUCAUUGACUUUGAAUACAGCUCUAUCUGUUUCAGAGGAUUUGACAUUGGGAAUCACUUCUGUGAAUGGAUGUAUGAUUACACGUAUGAGAAGUACCCAUUCUUCAAAGCUAGCGCUCUUAAAUAUCCUUCAAAGAAGCAACAGCUUCAUUUUAUCUCCAGUUACCUGUCUGCAUUCCAUGAUGGCUUUGAAAAUCUGAGCAAUGAAGAGAAGUCCAAACUAGAAGAAGUAGUGUUGAUAGAAGUUAACAGGUUUGCCCUUGCAUCACACUUCUUCUGGGGUCUGUGGUCUAUUAUACAAGCAAAGAUCUCAUCCAUUGAGUUUGGUUACCUGGAAUAUGCGUUAUCCAGAUUUGAUGCAUACUUUGAUCAGAAGAGGAAGCUGAAGGUGUGAAUGCAGGAGGAGUGGCCUGUCGGUUACUGUACGAAGAGGGCAGCUGGACAGAACUUACACUGUGCUUAGGCUACUGUAUCUCUUAACGAAGGUAUCACUGAAUUCCAGUUCCUUGGAACGCAGGUGUACAGUACUGAAGACUGUAUAAAACCGACUUGUUUACAGUUUCGUAAAUACUUGGAAUGAGAUUGGGAGGCAAAAGUAAAAUACAUCAGUGCAAUAUCUUUAAAUCUUCUUGAUCUAGGAGGUAUUUUAUAUUUUGAGAGAAGCUUACAAUUAAGUGUCAAUACCACAUGCAUCAGAGCAAACAGUGUUACUGUGAGUACAUUUUCGGGGGGGGGUGUUGGCAUUAUGGUUUAUGUUGUAAGCGGAACAGUUGUAAAAGAUUUGUUGUAGACACUGCCUCUUAAUGAGAAGGAAAAGUGAAGGAGACAACUGUUAAACUGUGAAGUAGGCUUAAAAUUUUACUGUGAGAUUAGGUUCGACAUGCCCCAUGAACACUAUCUUCAAAGCUGCU
Molecule: messenger RNA, 1552 nt
Organism: Egretta garzetta (little egret)
Lineage: Eukaryota; Metazoa; Chordata; Aves; Pelecaniformes; Ardeidae
Gene: CHKA
Product: choline kinase alpha
Exons: 11
Coding region: 28-1035 (335 amino acids)
Biological process (GO): CDP-choline pathway; phosphatidylethanolamine biosynthetic process
Cellular component (GO): cytoplasm
Molecular function (GO): choline kinase activity; ethanolamine kinase activity
Source: RefSeq, a predicted model, not a curated record